Cyprinus carpio (common carp) is the source of this 1754-nucleotide messenger RNA. RefSeq lists its product as uncharacterized. Lineage: Eukaryota; Metazoa; Chordata; Actinopteri; Cypriniformes; Cyprinidae. The record is from RefSeq and is a predicted model, not a curated record.
UGCAUUUGCAACACAAUGAACUAAAUAAAAUUGCAUGUAAGAGCUAAACAAAUAAAUAAAUCAAGAAAGAAAUAAUAUAUAUGUCACGAAUCUGUUCCAUGGACUUUCAUCUGAUUAUCACAAGAGGUCGCUCUGUCACCAUAUUGACACUCACACCACACAGACUGUCACGCAUCACUCUGGACUACAUCUCCCAUGCUCCACUGCACUGAUUGCGCACUCACCUGCAUCCAAUAACACACUAUAUAACACUCUGAUCCUGCUGUAGUCACUAAGUAUUGUAUGCAUUUAUCUUCCUCCAAGCGAUAGCUACUCUACGGAGCCUGUCUAGUUUUCAGUUCCUAGUCAUUAUCUUGUCUUGUUUGUUUACUCGUGUUUUGAUUCUUGUCUGUUUAUUUUGUAUACCCCUUUCAUCUUACCAUUCGGACUCCGUUUACGCCAUGCUUGGAUUAUCGCCUGUUAUUGGAUUUACCGUUUGCCUCGCCCUCUGGAUUACGGUUACCGUCUUUGACCCACGCCUGUUUCAUGGAUCACUCUUCAGUCUCACCCUUGAUAUAUCUGUUUGCCAUUGUUUGACUUUUGCCGGUAUUGACCAUGUCAUUGAAUAAAGUGCAAGUGGAUCCGCUCGCCUCACGUCUCUGUCACCCCGUUACAGAAUACUCGGCCCCACAAGGAUCCAGCGGCUUUCCUAAAGGACCUUGGCCAAGUAUGGACCCUGUCGACCGGCUACUCUAUUCACGACAGGGGAGUUCACCUAUUGAGGAGUACGUCACUCAGUUCUGUCCAGAGUCUCCUGUGUCUCAGUUUUCUCCAGGUUCCAGUCUCUGCCUUGGUGGUCUUCUGUUCCCUCGCGGAGGUCUUAUGUUCCGUUUGUUCCACCGUGGUGGUCUUCUGCUCCAUCGUGGGGGUCUUCUGUUCUACUCUGGUGGUCUUCUGCUCCAUCGUGGGCGUCUUCUGUUCUGCUCUGGUGGUCUUUUGCUCUGCCGUGGGGAUCUUCAAACUCAUCUGCGCUGCUGGUGGUGGUCCUCAGCCUCACCUGUUCUGCCAGUACCGUCAUGGUUCUCUGCUUCUCCAGUUCUAACUCAAUCCCAGGGUCAUCCAUCUCCACAUGGACCUGUCCCUCCAUCCUUCCCCCGGUUCCACCUCCGCUCCACCACCCUCCUGGUUUUUGUAGUGUUUGGAGCGUCUGGAAGAGGGGGGCUCUGUCACGAAUCUGUUCCAUGGUCUUUCAUCUGAUUAUCACAAGAGGUCGCUCUCUCACCAUAUUGACACUCAGACCACACAGACUGUCACACAUCACUCUGGACUACAUCUCCCAUGCUCCACUGCACUGAUUGCGCACUCACCUGCAUCCAAUAACACACUAUAUAACACUCACUCUGAUCCUGCUGUAGUCGCCAAGUAUUGUAUGCAUGUAUCUUUCUCCAAGCGAUAGCUACUCUACGGAGCCUGUCUAGUUUUCAGUUCCUAGUCAUUAUCUUGUCUUGUUUGUUUACUCAUUUUUUGAUUCUUGUCUGUUUAUUUUGUAUACCCCUUUUGUCUUACCAUUCGGACUCUGUUUACGUCAUGCCUGGAUUAUCGCCUAUUAUUGGAUUUACCAUUUGCCUCGCCCUCUGGAUUACGGUUACCAUCGUUUGACCCACGCCUGUUUCAUUGAUCACUCUUCAGUCUCACUCUUGAUAUAUCUGUUUGCCAUUGUUUGACUUUUGCCGGUAUUGACCAUGUCAUUGAAUAAAGCCUUGCAAGUGGAUCCG